AUGGCGUUCAAGGCUACCAUCGAAUCCCCCGUCCGUCUGGCUAGGCGAUCGAUCGCGUUCGGAUUGAAGCCAGCUACGACAUCUUCAAUUUCGAUUGGGAUCUAUGCGCGGCAAUCGGGUUGGGUCCAGCCCAUCAUCCAACGUCUUUCCUCAUCAUCAUUCAUUGAUCAUGGGAAGCGUAGUGUACCUUGUUCUGCAUCUAACUCAAGAUGGUUCCACACCGCCCCCCUUAGGUCACAGUCUUUGGGUAAAAUCGAAUUGAAAAGGAUGCCCAUCGUCACCCACAGUCGUAACUCGCCAUCUCAAAGCAACGUCUACAAUCAAACCGAUAACUUUGAUUCAAGUGCUAUACCGAGCUCCAGACCAACGAUAUGGAAGCCCUUUAUGUUUUGUGCAGGCUUAACAAUACUCGGUUUUGGUACUGCUGUCUACAUGACGAACAAAGACACGUCAUCUAAAAUCGACUACGUUUUCAAGAACCAGACUACCUUCCCAAUGUGGUUUUCGAAAGUGUUCUCUACUCUGCCCGACUCCGCUGAACCUAGUGAUAUGCAGCUUCAGCAGUUAAGAAAGCUAGAGAAGCUGAACUUUAUCAAAAGUUCCGGUUUGAACCAUAUCAUACCCAAUCACAUCUUAACCUGGUAUAUCAACCUUAGCGAGGGAAAACAAAUUUGCCUUGUCUUGGCACUCGCCAAUCUACCAAUCUUUUUACUGUGGCAGCUUCCUCGCAUGACUAGCUACAUGACUUCAAAUUUCACCCAUAAUCCUUUAUCUGGUAAAAGUCACACAAUCCUUACCUCCGUGUUCAGUCAAGCAAGUGCCUUACAUUUUGGCUUCAAUAUGAUGGCCCUAUAUAGUAUUGGAUCAACGGCGCACGAUUCUCUUACUCAUCGCUUCAGAGCGUCUAGGGACUAUGACCCCGUUCGAAUACCCGAGUCCACGCCUACAUAUCACUUUUUAGCAUUUUACUUAUUUGCUGGCCUUUUUGCCGGGUUCGCAAGUCAUGCCUUUUCCUUGGUAGUGCGAGCCCCCAGACUGUUGAGAUGGCGACAAGGAACUUCAAACACCACCGUUGUUCCAACUCCUAUUUUACCGAGCUUGGGAGCGUCCGGCGCCAUCUAUGGCUGUCUUACCAUGACAGCUCUGGCAUUUCCUGAUGCACAGGUAUCUUUGAUCUUCUUGCCAUGGAUACCCAUAAAUAUAGGAGGGGCUGUUACAGGCGCAGUUUUGUUUGAUCUAAUGGGGGUGAUUAGGAACUGGAAGUUCUUCGAUCACGCUGCACAUCUUGGUGGGGCAUUUGCAGGUGUACUUUGGCACCUGGUGAUUGCCAAAUGGUUUGAUGUGGCCAGGCUGAAAUUUUGGUCACCAGAGAAGAACAGUCAUGAGAAAGACUGA
Melampsora larici-populina 98AG31 is the source of this 1395-nucleotide messenger RNA. Its product is annotated as putative presenilin associated, rhomboid-like protein. Lineage: Eukaryota; Fungi; Basidiomycota; Pucciniomycetes; Pucciniales; Melampsoraceae. The record is from RefSeq and is a predicted model, not a curated record. Gene Ontology annotation, cellular component: membrane. The transcript is spliced from 5 exons. Bases 1 to 1395 code for a protein of 464 amino acids. Gene Ontology annotation, molecular function: serine-type endopeptidase activity.